AUGGGGCUCUUACGCAAUCUUUGCACCCUUCUUAACGGCAUCGUCCACGAGUUCUGCAACUUUGCUGGCAGCGGCCUCGUGGAUAAGGGGGCCAUGAGUUGUCUCUGGGUCCGCGCCAUUUCCAACCUUGAAUGUCCGAACAACCUCGACAAGUCUUUUGAUGAACUCAUCAUAGAUACCAUCUUGAACAAAAAUACGGUUGGCGCAUACGCAUGUCUGGCCCGUGCCCUUGAAUUUGCUAGCGACGACACCCUUGACAGCAAGGUCGAGAUCAGCAUCGUUGAAUACCAUGACGGGAGCAUUACCGCCCAACUCCAGGCUGAGCUUCUUGAUGGUGUCGCUAGACUGCUUCAUCAAUAG
This is a messenger RNA of Clonostachys byssicola, 360 nucleotides long. The record is from the annotation of a GenBank genome assembly. NCBI's taxonomy places the organism in Eukaryota, Fungi, Ascomycota, Sordariomycetes, Hypocreales, Bionectriaceae.